UUCCAUUUAGAAAAAAAAAUACUAGUCCCAUGGUGCAACGCGAAACGCACUAGCGAUUCAGAAGACGUACGCGCCGAGGAGGUGCUCACGCAUGCGCACUGUGAAGUGUGUCUCAUGUGGAGGUCAGAGACUGAGGAGCACUGACAGAAACCAGAAAAUAAAAUGGCAGCCCGGCUAUUCGAGACAGUUGGCAAGAUUGGCCUCGGCCUGGCAGUGGUCGGUGGAGUCGUAAACUCUGCGUUAUAUAACGUGGAUGCCGGACAUCGUGCCGUGAUCUUUGACAGAUUCAGGGGCGUAACGGACGUGGUGGCCGGUGAGGGGACGCACUUCAUCAUUCCGUGGGUGCAAAAGCCGAUCAUUUUCGACUGUCGCUCCCGGCCUCGCAACCUUCCAGUUAUUACUGGAAGCAAAGAUCUGCAGAACGUGAACAUCACUCUGCGUAUCCUCUUCCGGCCCCUUGCCAGCGAGUUGCCCCGGAUCUUUACCAGUAUCGGAGAAGAUUAUGAUGAGAGAGUCCUUCCAUCCAUUACUACCGAGAUCCUGAAAUCCGUGGUGGCUCGUUUUGAUGCAGGGGAACUGAUCACGCAGAGAGAGUUGGUUUCCAGGCAAGUAAGCGAAGAUCUGACAGAGAGAGCGGCUACUUUUGGAAUCAUCCUGGAUGAUGUGUCGCUGACACACUUGACAUUCGGCAGGGAGUUCACAGAAGCUGUGGAAGCUAAACAGGUGGCCCAGCAGGAGGCCGAACGAGCCAGGUUUAUCGUGGAGAAGGCUGAGCAGCAGAAAAAAGCCGCUAUAAUCUCUGCAGAAGGAGACUCCAAAGCCGCUGAAUUGAUCGCGGUCUCGUUAGCGGACGCAGGCGAAGGCUUAAUUGAGUUGCGCAAAUUGGAAGCUGCUGAAGACAUUGCUUACCAGCUGUCCAAGUCUCGUAAUGUCACCUACCUGCCUCCGGGGCAAUCUACAUUACUACAGCUGCCACAGUAAAGUUGGAGAAUGAAGAGGGGGCUUUACUCACAAUCCCCAGUUCUCCACGGCAAUUGAUCUUCCCCAACAUGGACUUCUUGUGAAAGGCCACAUCAGUUAGAGAUGCAGUUACAGGGGACCAUGUGUAACAAUGUGAAUGUUCUACUGCCUUCUGGAAGGGUCAACCGCUUGAACUUUAUUGGUAGGUUACCAAAGAAUCAGUGCAACAUUGACACAAAAUUACUUAGUGACCAUGACAUGCCUUAUGGGGUGAAGGGCUAACUCCAGUAGUGAAAGUGAUCUCUUGGUGACAUCGUAUUGCCCCAGUUAACUUUGUGAGUGCCCAUUGUUAAUCGCAAAAUUUUGCAAUGCACUGCAAGAGUCUUUGCCCGCAACUGUAAAGCAAUGUCAAGUGUCAAUCAUGUUGUGAGCGAGUCUAUAUUCCUUUAAAUAUAUCUGUGCAUAUGGGAAUUCCCUAACAAUGUCAUCUGACACGUACACAAGGAAAAUAUAUUUUAUUGUCCCUUACGUUUAAAUUCUGCAUGAUGGAGAGUUCAUGGUUUAUUAAACUGAACCAAGAUAAGGAAGUUAUUACAGAAAGCACUGGAGACUCCAUAUUAAAUAAGCACUUAAUGAUUUCAUUCCUUGUGUUCAUUGAAAAGCAAAUAAAUGUACACAUUAUUUACAGUUUUGGAUGAAACAAUCCUAAAUCAUCUCACCUGUUAAAAAGACACUUUUUUUCAGGUCACUUUUUCUCUCCCUAGUUGGCCCUUCAAUCCAUUAAACUGAUGGCUUUUGUUACAUGAAGGAUCAUUAUUUUUAGUGGGUGAUGCUCCUUAACAUACAGAGUUUCAAAGGUAACGGAUGGUCCCUAAAGGCAAAAAAAUGUCCAAAUUCUGUUUGCCAUUGUAAAUGAAUAAAUGUUGGUUAAUUUCAA
Molecule: messenger RNA, 1897 nt
Organism: Spea bombifrons (plains spadefoot toad)
Lineage: Eukaryota; Metazoa; Chordata; Amphibia; Anura; Pelobatidae
Gene: PHB1
Product: prohibitin 1
Exons: 7
Coding region: 163-981 (272 amino acids)
Biological process (GO): mitochondrion organization
Cellular component (GO): mitochondrion; membrane
Source: RefSeq, a predicted model, not a curated record